Molecule: messenger RNA, 1647 nt
Organism: Triticum urartu
Lineage: Eukaryota; Viridiplantae; Streptophyta; Magnoliopsida; Poales; Poaceae
Source: RefSeq, a predicted model, not a curated record
CUACUAUAUACUUCAGAUCAUCGAAGAGGAUGAUGGGAGUGAAUGCUAUGUAUUUCGAAAGUGGGGACGAGUUGGCAGUGAAAAGAUUGGUGGGAAGAAACUGGAGGAGAUGUCAAAAACUGACGCAAUACGUGAAUUUAAAAGAUUAUUUCUGGAAAAGACUGGAAACCCCUGGGAAGCAUGGGAACAAAAAACAAAUUUUCAGAAGCAGCCUGGGAGAUUUUAUCCACUUGACAUUGAUUACGGAGUAAGGGAAGCACCAAAACGGAAAGACAUGAGCAAAAUGAAAAGUUCACUUGCACCUCAGGUGCUGGAACUCAUGAUGAUGCUUUUCAAUGUUGAAACAUAUAGGGCUGCUAUGAUGGAAUUUGAAAUCAAUAUGGCAGAAAUGCCCCUUGGGAAAUUAAGCAAGGAAAAUAUCCAGAAAGGAUUUGAAGCAUUAACUGAGAUACAGAAUCUACUGGAUGACACUGGCAAUCAAGAACUGGCUCUUAGAGAGAGCUUGAUUGUUGCUGCAAGCAAUCGUUUCUUCACUCUUAUUCCUUCUGUUCAUCCACAUAUUAUACGUGAUAAGGAUGACUUGACAAUGAAAGCGAAAAUGCUUGAAGCUCUUCAGGAUAUUGAAAUUGCUUCUAAACUAGUUGGUUUUGAUGGUGACAAUGAUGAAUCUCUUGAUGAUAAGUACAAAAAACUUCAUUGUGACAUCACCCCGCUAGCUCAUGAUAGUGAAGAUUACAAGCUGGUUGAGAAAUAUCUCCUCAACACACAUGCUCCUACUCACAAGGACUGGUCAUUGGAAUUAGAGGAAGUUUAUGUGCUUGAUCGAGAUGGGGAAGGCAACAAGUACUCAAGAUAUAAAAAUAAUCUCCAUAACAAGAUGCUAUUAUGGCAUGGUUCAAGGCUGACAAAUUUUAUUGGAAUUCUUAGUCAAGGACUAAGGAUAGCACCUCCUGAGGCUCCUGUGACAGGCUAUAUGUUUGGCAAAGGCCUGUACUUUGCAGAUUUAGUAAGCAAGAGUGCACAGUAUUGUUAUGUGGAUAGAAAAAAUCCGACCGGCUUGAUGCUUCUUUCUGAGGUUGCUCUAGGAGACAUGCAUGAACUGAAAAAAGCCACGCCAAUGGACAAACCUCCAAGAGGAAAGCAUUCGACCAAGGGCUUAGGAAAAACUGUGCCGCUAGAGUCAGAGUUUGUGAAAUGGAGGGAUGAUGUCGUCGUGCCUUGUGGCAAGCCAGUGCCAGCAUCUAUCAGGGCAUCUGAGCUUCUGUACAAUGAGUAUAUAGUCUACAACACAGCCCAGGUGAAGAUGCAGUUCUUGUUGAAGGUCAAAUUCCGUCACAAGCGUUGAUUGGGAAGCUAGGCGAGUAGAGUUGGACUGUUAGUUGAAGAAUCUUUGGUGUCAGUACUCAGUAGCUAGUCUGCACUGUUUCAUAUGCAAUGGCAUCGGUGAAUUAUUCCGCAGCUUAAGGUAGGUUGUGCGGUAUCCCGCAGCUUAAGGUAGGUUGUGCGGCUCUCGCGUUUGAUCCAUUUUGGGAAUAUGGCAUGGGCAUCGAGUGUGAGUGGCGCAAGUAACUCCCCUUGUUGUCCCCUGUUGAUGAUGGAUGCUCAAUCUUUAGGAACUGCUGCUUUUCCUGAUGUUUGCUCUGCACA